AUUCAACUUCCGCUAGCAAUAGCGGCUGGUGUUUGUUGACAGCGACGCCGCAUAGCGUAACAGUGCCACAGUAGUUUCAUUGUGCUGUUGAAGCAAAAAUGGCAUCAUCCAAUUCGUACAAACUCAGGUGUUCAAUCCCGGGCCACGAGAUGGACGUCAGGGGACUCGCCGCUACUGUUUUUCCAGAGGGAGCAUUCGUGUCGGUGUCCAGAGACCGAACCGGAAGAGUCUGGGUACCAAACUCCAGCUCAGACAAAGGCUUCACAGAAAUGCACUGUAUGUCUGGACACUCAAAUUUUGUAUCCUGUGUAUGCAUCAUCGCACCCAGUGAAACAUACCCUCGGGGACUUGUUGCUACAGGCGGGAACGAUAAUAAUAUUUGUGUUUUCUCACUGGACCGACCGCAGCCCAUCUUCACUCUCAAGGGUCACAAAAAUACAGUUUGCACUCUGUCGUCUGGGAAGUUUGGGACACUUUUGAGUGGUUCCUGGGACACUACAGCCAAGGUCUGGCUCAAUGAGAAGUGCAUGAUGACCUUGCAGGGCCACACUGCAGCAGUGUGGGCAGUGGCUAUUUUACCUGAACAAGGCCUUAUGCUGUCGGGAUCAGCAGAUAAGACCAUAAAGCUUUGGAAAGCAGGACGAUGUGAGAAGACGUUUACAGGUCAUGAGGACUGUGUGAGAGGCCUGGCAGUGAUCAGCAACACUGAGUUCUUCUCGUGUAGCAAUGACGCAAGUAUCAGAAAGUGGCUGGUGACAGGCGAAUGCGUACAGGUCUACUACAGCCACACCAACUACAUCUACAGCUUAGCUGUCUUCCCCAAUAGCCAAGGUUUGUUGAUUAUUUUUAUAAGCACAGGGGAGGACCGGAGUCUGAGGAUAUGGAGGCAAGGAGAGUGCUCUCAGACCAUCCGCCUGCCUGCUCAGUCUGUGUGGUGCUGCUGUAUUUUACCUAAUGGUGACAUAGUAGUCGGAGCCAGCGAUGGCAUUAUCCGCGUGUUCACGGAAGCUGAGGACCGCAUGGCUAGUGCAGAGGACCUGCAGGCCUUUGAAGAUGAACUUUCCAAAGCCACCAUCGACCCCAAGACCGGGGAUCUUGGUGACAUCAAACUGGAGGAUCUUCCUGGAAGAGAACACCUGAACGAGCCUGGGAAUCGCGAUGGACAGACACGGUUGAUCAAAGAUGGACAGAAGGUGGAGGCAUAUCAGUGGAGCGUCAGUGAUGGCCGCUGGAUGAAAAUCGGAGACGUGGUCGGAGGCUCAAACCAACAGACCUCCAAGAGUGUCAUGUACGAAGGAAAGGAGUAUGAUUAUGUAUUCAGCAUUGAUGUGAAUGAGGGAGGGCCAUCCAUGAAGCUGCCUUACAAUGUGACAGACGACCCCUGGCUGACAGCGCACAACUUUCUGCAGAAGAAUGACCUCAGCCCGAUGUUCCUUGACCAGGUUGCCAAUUUUAUCAUUGAGAACACCAAAGGGCACGUGGUGGGACCAGCCCAGCCCGCUGGUGGUGACCCCUUUACUGGAGGAGCUCGGUAUAUCCCUGGUUCUUCCAGUGAUACUGCAGGCCUUGGAGCUGAUCCUUUUACAGGCGCUGGUCGCUACAUCCCAGGGUCAGGCCCAAACCCAGGUGCUCCUGUUGGUGUAGCGGAUCCCUUCACAGGAGGCGGUGCAUACUCCUCAUCAGCCUUGAGACAAACAACCAACAUCUACUUUCCCAAGACUGAUGGUGUGACCUUUGAGCAAGCCAACAGCUCUCAGAUCAUUGCUAAGUUGAAGGAGCUAAAUGGAGGUGCUCCUCAGGAGCACAAGCUCUCUGAAGAAGUUCUGGAAAGCCUUGAGAGGCUUUUGUUGUCUGUGUGUGGACUCAACUCCUCUGAGCCUGCUCCGACCAUCCAACAGAUCAACCUGCUUUGGAAGGCUUCUCACUGGCCUGAAGAUAUUGUGUUUCCUGUCCUGGACAUUAUGAGGCUGGCAGUGCGCCACCCGCAGGUUAAUGAGAGCCUUUGUGGAGAGGCAGAGGGUGUACAACUGUGCAACCACCUCCUGAACCUAAUGAGGCCCGAGGGGCGUCCUGCCAACCAGAUGCUGGCACUGCGGACUCUGUGUAAUUGCUUCAGUGGCAGGCAUGGCCGAGCCCUGCUCAUGGCCCAGCGCGAAACGGUGCUAUCACGUGCUGCUGACCUGGCCACCGUCUGCAAUAAGAACAUCCAUAUUGCCCUGGCCACUCUGGUGCUUAACUACGCUGGCUGUCUCCAUCACCAGCCUGACCUUGAGGCCAAGGCCCAGUGCCUAUCUGUGGCCAGUAGAGCCCUGGAGACAGUACAAGACAAGGAGGCUGUAUUUAGGCUGCUGGUAGCCUUGGGAACCACAGUGGCCUCAGAUCAAACAGCCCAGGAUCUGGCUCGCUCGUUGGGAGUCAGCUCUCAGAUUUCCAAGUACUCAUCAGUGUCUGAUCCAUCGAAGGUGGGAGAGUGUUGCCAGCUGCUUUUAAAAGAACUACAAUGAUAUGAAUGAUUUAGACAAAAAAGAGCACUUGUUUCUAUUACUCUGUUCUACUUAACCAGUUGUGGUGGAGAUCUAAAUAAUUGUAUGUUCCACAAUAAAAGAAGGACAAGUGAAAAUUUGCCACA
This is a messenger RNA of Oreochromis niloticus (Nile tilapia), 2629 nucleotides long. RefSeq names its product phospholipase A2-activating protein (gene plaa). Gene Ontology annotation, molecular function: ubiquitin binding. The transcript is spliced from 14 exons. Gene Ontology annotation, biological process: ubiquitin recycling; proteasome-mediated ubiquitin-dependent protein catabolic process. Lineage: Eukaryota; Metazoa; Chordata; Actinopteri; Cichliformes; Cichlidae. Gene Ontology annotation, cellular component: cytoplasm; nucleus. The record is from RefSeq and is a predicted model, not a curated record. The coding region runs from base 99 to 2504 and encodes 801 amino acids.